Messenger RNA from Zeugodacus cucurbitae (melon fly), 11323 nucleotides. RefSeq names its product serine-rich adhesin for platelets (gene bnl). The record is from RefSeq and is a predicted model, not a curated record. Bases 6970 to 10479 code for a protein of 1169 amino acids. Lineage: Eukaryota; Metazoa; Arthropoda; Insecta; Diptera; Tephritidae. Gene Ontology annotation, cellular component: cytoplasm. The transcript is spliced from 7 exons. Gene Ontology annotation, biological process: fibroblast growth factor receptor signaling pathway; animal organ morphogenesis; positive regulation of cell population proliferation. Gene Ontology annotation, molecular function: growth factor activity; fibroblast growth factor receptor binding.
AAAUAUUUUGUUUUCUGUGUCAUUAAAAAUAAAUAUAAAUUCUAAUAUAAGAUACACUAAAGCAAAGAAUUACAUAUCCACACUUAAAAGCUUACUGCAGACAUAACAAAGUAAAGAAUUUGAAGAUUAAAGACUUCAAGUACUGAAUAUAGUACGUAUGUAUGUAUACGAAAAAGCUAGCACCUAACAAGAACAGCAGCAAAAACAAAAAGUACAAAAAUGAAACAAGAAAAAGGAAAAAAACAUAACAACAACAACAAUAACAAAAAACGCUUUCAAUUUAACAUACGAAACUAAGCCAGUGCGCGCUGUGAAAUGAUACAAUUCGUAAGAAGUGUAGCAGCAACAACAAAUUAACAAAUAAAAAUUUUAAAUUAAAUAAAGAGCAAAGUGACGAAAUACAGACAAACAAAAGCUGACAAGAUACAUUACUACAUUCUAGUCAAAUCCGACAGUAGCAACAGCCAAACGCACACACAUUUGCAUACAACAUUGUAUUUGGGCGCGUAUUCACAUAUGCACAUAUCUACGAGCAUAUUUACAUAUCUACAUAUCUACACGCACACACUAAGGUGUCGAAGAAUUAGUCCAUAUGUAUGUAUGUAUGUAGCUGCGCACAGCGACGCCUUGAGUAGCGGGUGGAUAAGUAAGCAGCGAAUGCGUAAAAGGUGAAGACACUUGCUGGGUUAGCUACACAUAGGCCUCUAUUGAGAUAUACGAGUAUGUUAACCGGCAAAUGCGAGUACUUCAUAUUAUUGUGCUUUGUUGCGGCUUAAAAUAAUAUAAAAUAAAAAAAUAUAAAAUAAAAUAAAAGCAAUAACAACAACAAAAAAUAAGGCGAAUAAAACGACUUUAGCAUAAGCGGACCAAAAACGGCAGCGGCAGCGACAGCGACGUCAAAUUGCAUAGUUAGGCGACGUUUAGCGCUUACAAACUUACGUACGCACACCCUUCGAGCAUAAAAUUGCAACUACAAGCAAAAACAAUUGAAAAGUGUAACAAUUGCCGCGCAUCAUACACAAUCCACUAGUGUACACACACACACACAUAUAUACGCGCGAGCAACAGCAGCCCACAAAAAUUAACAUCUUUUACAACAAAUUCGGCGCAUACAUCUCCUCACCCCACUCCCACCCAAAUGACCCACUCGACAAACUUAGCUAACGAGCAGCAAAACCAAAACACAUUACAGAAAUCAACUCAACUCAACUCACCGGCAAACAGUCGAAAUUCACUUUAACGAGCAGGCGGACGAACUCUUACAUACAACCCACUAGCUAGCGACGACCGACCGACCAACAUAGCCGGCUGGCUAGCCAACCAUCCACCAGCCCAACGCAUGCGGCGGACGCGCGCGCUCGGGCAUUAGCCAAGAAGCCGAAAAAAAGGCGAGCGGCAACGAAGCACGCGUCACGACGCGUCGAGUUAGAGAGUGCGCGAGCGGUGAGGUGGUGCGUAAAUACACGCACGCACACAUAGACAGACCACCAGCAAGCAACCCACUAAAUUGCCAAACUGCCAAGCAUUGUGUGAGCAGUGGUGACGCUGAGCGGUGAUGCUGGUGGUGGUGGUGGUGCGACGACGACGUUGUGUUUAUGUGGAGCAAAUGCUAAUGCUAAGCGCUGAGCGUGGAGCGUGAAACGUCUGCGUGUGUAUGGGUGUGAGUUUGCGUGUGUGUCUGUGGUUUGCCGCAUCGGAGCAGCUUGCCGUCUGAUAAUUCAUUAGUAUGCCGACGCGUUCCAAGCGGUACGGUGCGUUUCACAAACGGGGUACGAACAGUAGUAGCAGCAGCAGUGCCAGCAGCAGCAGCGACAGACGAAGAAUCCGAGUGGCAGACAAGUGACACAGGCAAAGUCAAAUUGAAAUUGUACAAGUCAAAGUCGAAAGCGAAAUUAAAAGCCAGCACAGUAACAACAACAAAACGACAAUUGUUUCAUACAAUACAAAGCGCUAACGAAGAACGAACGAAUUUUCAACAGAAAUUAUAACGGAAAAUUACUGAAAAAAAAACAAAUAAUCGAAAUAUAUUUGCGUUUAAAGCCUGGUGUUUACGAAGUUUAAUCUAUUUUUUUUAAUUGAAAAAUCUUUUAAAAGUGCAAUUCGCACUGGUGUGUGUUUGUGCAAGGCGUGCUUUAGUGAAUACGCUUUUAUUGUUUUUGUUGGUGUUAAAGCCUACUUUUCAACAGCUCCGCGCGCUGGCAAACGCCUAAGCGGCCAAGACACGCGACUCAAGUGGCAAACGCGCGCGCACGCGGCUUAAAAGCGAACGAAGCGCAGAUAAUUGGACAGCGCGUCCAGGUCAAGCGCGCCCUGCCGCCCCAAAGUGGAUGUGUCAAAAUUAUUAUAACCAGUAAAAACGCUAAGGUGUGCAGUGUUUCAAGUGUGCGAAGAAUUUUUAAUGCAGAUGUGAAACGCGUAAACGCCUGACGUUAUAAAAUUUCGAAAAAAAUACGAAAAAUUUUCCAAAAAUAAAAAAAAAAAAUAUUAUGAAACAUAAAAUCGCAAAUCACAACGCUUGUGUGUAAUUGGCGCUAAAUUUUCUGUGCAAAAAAAGAAAAUUAGUGUUCAAAAGUGAAUUUCGAAAAUUUUGUCCCGAAUACAAAAAUUUUAACUUAGAAAUUCCAAAACAACAACAACAACAAAAAAGUGUUUGUGUAAAAAAUCCAUAUAUGUUAUUUGCAUUAUAUCAAUACGAAAGCGCUCGAAACUCGUGAGGCAAAGGAAAAAGCAAAGUGCAAGCAACAACAACAACAACACGCGGAAUUCAUAUUAGCAAUUUGUUUGUGUUUGUGUGUGUAAAAAUAAGAAAAGGCAACCGACGAGUUGCGAGCAAAAAUGUCACGCGUUAAGCGUUUUUGUGAAAAUGUGAAAAUUCGAAUGAUUUCCCGCAAGUGUCUGCUCACUGCAGUGUUUUGUGCAAUUGUAUAAUCAUUUGGCACCGAGAGUCGCCAGCAAAUAUUCGGCAAACAAAUUCGAAAAUACAAAAUUGUUUUGUAUAAAAGCAAAAGUGGCUUCUGUGGGCCGGAAAAGUGUAAAACAAAUUCAAGAAAUAUUAACUAACGUUUAGCCUGCCACGCGCAACCGACAGCAGCGGCGUAAAGGGAAAAAGUUUCCACUCGACUACAGCUCCGAUUUCAUUAACGCGCGAUUCACGCUUCACUUUGGCGCGCCGCCACCACGAACUGAUUUCAUUUAAAUUAGUUUUACUUUCGGGUUUUCGAGGCUUUUUUGGUGCACUUUUCGUUUUCGUUGUUUUCGUUUUUGCUUUUUUUUUGUAAUUUUCUCGAUACAAAUUUUCAGGAAUUUAGGUUAAACAGGUUUAGCACUUGUUGCUCACCCAGUCGUGCAUACAUAAGUGUCCACGUGUACAUAUGUAUGUAACCACAGAUUAUACAAAGUAACGCUGGUAUUGCAUGUAUCUGCGUCACAUUUUCGCUGCACAAAGUUCGGUCGUUCAUUAGGCGGCGACGGCAGCCCAGUCACUCAAUGAUUUGUGCUGCGACUCAGUCAUUCAUUUCGACAAUACUUGAAUGCACAAUUGACCGACUGCCGGCAGCUCUCAACUCACAGAUCACAGCUGACUGCCUAACCGGCUAGCCAGCAGUGCGGUACCACCUUCCGUGCCACACAUGCAUGGCUUGAGUGUGUGUUUAUGUGGCUGUGUGCGCCUGCCGCCCCUCCCAGCGCAUUUACAGUUCAUAAAAUGUUGGUCAGUAAGUGAAGGUAGACAAAGCACACAAUUCAUUUACGAGUAUUUCUUGUAGCAAGUGUGUGUUGCUGUUAUUGUUGUGGCAUGCUGCUUGCUGCUUGCUGCCGGUUGCCAGUUGCCAUUGCGUUUGUUCCGCAAUUUCAUUUGUCUCGAUUUUUGGGCAAUUUCCGAGCGAUUACUAUAAUUAAAUGCGUACAAAACGAGGAAAUUUGUGCAGGCAUUAUAAUUAGGCGGCUGGCCGAGCCAACGCUGUACUUAUGUGUGCGGGCAAACAUACAUAUACAUAUGUAUAUAUGCAUGUUUACAUAAGUACAUACAUUUAAGUGUUUUUUUUAUUUGAAUUUUUUUGGAUUUCAUGCUUUUUGGCUUCGGUUUUGCUGUAUAUACAUAAGUGUGUGUUGCAGGCGCUGAGCUGGAAACAAGUGCAUGUUGCAUGUUGCAUUUAGCUUGAUUACUUUACGCCAAAUUGACCCCAAAGCUUGUGCUCGGUCUAAUUUGAUAAUUUAAGGUUAUCGCUUCAUUUACAUUCACACACACACACACACACGUAUGCAAAUACUAACAUACAUACACACAAACAAAUUGAAUGUGAGUAGUAAUGGCUUUAAGACCGCCGCUGCGGCGUUGACGUUCUUCCAAUCAGCUGUGUUGUUUGCUUUUGAAUUAUUCUGCUUUUUAACUCAUUAAACGUAGGCGUGGCACUCUUCGUUUGACCGAGAACUGUCAGAACAGUUAGUGAAAGGAUUUGCUGUCAGUACUUCACAAUUCACUUCAAAAUUAUAUAUUUCCGCAGAUUUGAACAGGGGAAAGCAGUUAAGGCCAGAAAUCAAGGUUGAUUUUAAUUUGUUUUUUUUUUUUUUUUUUUUUUUUGUAAUUUUUUGAGGAAGGAAAGUUUGGUCUGAUUUUUUUUUUCGUAGUUUGUCAAAUAGUACACACCCUUAACUUUAAAGUAGAACCUUGUUCGACGUUGUUCAUAACUUAUGAAGGCUGGUAAUGCGAUAAUAACAAAAAAUAAUUAAAAACAAUUAUUCUAUUAUCGAUAUAAGGUGUUCUUGAUAUUCAGAUGUCUAAUGUCCUUUUCAAUAUUUCAUAUGUUCAUAAUAUAAAUAUUUUACAUUCGACCUUUCGACCUCUGUAUACCCACUGCUAGUUGAAAAAAAAUGCUUCUUUGUCCAUUAAACAUACUAAAACACCUACUAAUAUUGCCUCACUACUUUCUUUGAAUUCUAUACAACAACACUCAACGUCGCCCAGAUAAUAAUUUUCUACUUAAAUCCACUUAAUUUACGCUUUAUGGUUGCCACCUAAAAGCCCAAUUAACUUAACAAAAGCAAUUUAUUAAAUUAAAAGACACACUUUAAAAGCCAUUUGUGCGCGAACAAAUAAAAAAAUAAUAAAUUUAUAAAACGCAACUGAUAAACCACGCAACCCGCAAGCGUAAAAAAUUCAACGAAACUCAUAAAAAAUAUAAGGAAACUAUUUAAUUCGAGUGGCAUUCGACGAUUGCGUGCGCGCAUGACAACAUGUUAAUUAAAUUGUCGCGGUUUAUAGGCAACAACAACAAGAGCAAAAACAAUUUGUACGCGGUUGUAGCGCUUUUGGGUGUCACACACACCUCCUUGCUGCAUUUGCCGGGCUUCCUGCCUGCCCUGUCGUGCCUAAUUUACAGUUGCACGCUCGCUUUUCGGCUUUAAUUGAAGUUUAAUUGCUUGCAGGCAAAUAAAAAAGCGAUAAAUACAAACUUAAAGUGGAUUUUGAUUAAUUUGUAUCGUUGCAAUAAAUAAAGGAGCCACCAGUUAUUGGCGUGGGUGGGGGAGUACAGAGAAUGCCGCGUAAUUUUUGAGCGCGGAUGGUUUUAAGUGCUUGAAGUGGCAACUGCGGCCACUUGAGCUUUAAUGUUGAACUAAAGGCCAAUUACAUGGCCACUUUUGUACUCGUACAAAUGCAAAAGUGGGUACUUAGGUGUUCGAAAAAUUUGGGCAAAUUGUAUUAAAAGUUAAUUUGUUUUUUAAUUUCUUCACUGUGAGGCGCUUAAAUGUGUUUUAGUGGUUUCACUGUGUCUUCUUUUUCAAAAUUGUUGUUUUUAUUUUUUGUAAAUUUCGUGGUUCGUGCGGUGCGUUUUGGCGACGCGCCGGCGCACGUUUGCCGCAUAAAACCGGCAAAGUUUUCGUGUUUUUUUAGCCAAACACUCGACAGAGCAACAGCAAAGUGUCGCCAAAAGUGAAGCCUACAAGUGGUGUAAUAACAAACUGCAACAACAAAAGCAACAACAUAUAACCAAAAGCACGCGCAAAUUACAACUCGAGACUCUGGCGUCUUUUUCCAUUUUCCAAACGGUGUUUUAAUAUGCAUUACAUACAACAACAACAGCAAUAAACAACAACUACAUACAUUAAAAUCGUGUACAAUUAAGUAAAGUAAUAGUGAUAACAGUCAAAUCAUCAAUCGAAUAGCAAACAAACAACAAAUAGUGCUUAGUUGCAGCGUAAAGGCGCAUGCGCGCAAACAUCAAUUGGCAACGCCAACGUCUGAUGCCGAUGCGUUUGACAAAUAAAUUACGCCAUCGUUGCAUGAAUAUUAUGGCCAGACGGUCGACAUCUAUGCAGAAUGAGAAAAAAUGCAUUAUCAACGAGGAAGACGAAGAUGAAAAUCAGCGACCAUUAAAAUUGUAUUGUGUAAAAUAUUGCAACAAUAUGGUGACCUAAAUUCUUGGUACACGAGGAAGAAAACAGUCAGCAACAGUAAAUUUCCAGUUCAAGAAAUCGAGUUUUGAAAAAAGUAAAAGUUAAUUGCAUUGAUUUAUUUUGUAUGCAAAAAGUUAAGCGACAAAAGAAAAAUUGCGUGCAAUAUAACUGUACAUACAUACAUAUAUAUAAAGUGAAUAAAAACGAGUACUGUGUAGCACAAGGUGUCAAUAAUAAAUAAUCAUUUUUGUCAAUUUAAAAAAAAUUAAAAACCUGCUAGCGAACUGCCCAACACACGAACCCUUUCCAGCAAAACCACAAAAAAACAACAAACGAAACGAGACUUUUGAGAGCAAGCCGAAUUGGAUUUAAAGAUUUUAAUACCGAUCAAAGCUGCGACAAGCUCAGUUUUUGCAUUGAGGACCCAGCUUAAGCGCCUCUCCCGCCCCAAACUGAAGCCAAGCGCAACCAAGGCGUCUUGCAACCCAUCACAAUUUUGUGUAAAAAUUUCCACUUUUACGCGCGUUUGGUUGUUGGCCAGCGUUAUUGGCUUAACGCCGGUUAUUUAUCUCGUUCAUGCGAAGGAAUUUACGUCUGUAUUGGAGGGCCCUAGCGCUGCUGGGUGCCCUCCUUUCGAUAAUCAUUGAUUGGCCGGGCAUGAUGGUGUGCGCGCUGCCAGCGACGUUACUGCAGCCAAACACAACAACAAGUGCGGCGAGAUUACAACAGCAGCACGCUCAUACAAUGGAUAAAUUAUUGGCGGCGAAUGCGACAUACGCCGCAUUUCAGAAUGCAACAAAUACAACAAACACCUACCGCAGCGAUAGUGUUGGUGAUGUUGUUGUCGCUGAUGGCGUGCCAGUUAAUGGCAAUUUCACAUUAAAUAUUAAUUUAAAUACAAAUCGAAAUAGUAGCCAUAACAGUAACUAUAGUGAAAGUGCGCAAGCGCACGAUGAGGAAGCGGCGGAUGCGACGACGGAACUGCCAAAAAGCCGUCAAGCGAAAAAUGCCACCACCAUUAUGGGCGCUAAUGUGAACAACAAACGCUCAGGUGGCAGCGAAAGUGUACGCCAAGCGGGCGCUGAUCAUGCGCCUGCGCAGCACGCACCACCAACCUUCAGCGACGAUCAGUUGCACAAUGCGCAACGCAUCAAAAUGCUGAAUUUGAUAUCAAACAAACGUAAGCGUAAAAAAUUCAGCAAUGCCGAUGAAGCGCAUGAGCUGACAAGCACAAGCAGCAGCAGUAGCAGCGGCGCAAACACCGAUCAACCGGCGACAACAACAGUUGCUGGUGAUCAUCAUACUACCACAACAACCACCGCCACAACACCACUUAGUUUUAGUGCAAAUAGUAUUAGCAAUAAAUAUUUAAUUACAAAUAAUAGAAAUACUAAUGAAAAUCUACAAAUGGCCGCGGCGCCAAUACGAACGUUAAACAAACUCGAAACUACUACUACAACAGCAACACCUAGUAUUGCUACUAGUUAUGUAAACUAUAUUGAAGAGCAAGUGCAAGCCACCAGCGAUGAUGCGCUCGAAGAUGAAGCGUCAUCAUUAGAUAAUAUGCUCACCAGCACGAGCGCCAGCGAUUAUGAGGAUCAGUUUGAGCGCGCUAGCCGCCCGAGCAUAUCCUACAACUCCUAUACAACAGCAUCGCCCGACGAUAAUGAUGGCGUUGGUGCAUUGCUGAACUCAGCAGCAGCGGCGGCAGCGGCACCGCCAUCAUCCGCCUUCACAUUCGCCUCAGCGCAUCACACCGCCAUACUAUUGUCGCGCACGGAGCGCAGCGUGCGCCAAUCCGCGCCCGCCUCAACACAAGCGGAGGUUAGCAGCGCGAGUAGACGCGCUGUACGCCAUCAUGGCGGCGCCAAUACUGGCGGCAUGGUGCGACGUUCCUCUGACGGUAGUCCGAAAUCGAGAAGACUGAACAAUUUUAGAAACUUAAAUGGCAGCAGGCACAUGCCCAACAAUUUGGAUCGCAACGAGCGCUCGACCAUCUCACACUUGUCGGGUUUAGCGCGCAAAAUCCAGAUCUACAUCAAGAAUCGCUUCAUACAAUUGCUGCCGGACGGUACGGUGAAUGGUACGCAGGAAGAACAAAGUGAUUACACCAUACUGCAACGUUCGACCGUCGAUGUGGGACGCAUCAAAAUCCAAGGCGUUGCCACCUGCCUGUAUUUGUGCAUGGAUGCAUGCGGCGCUGUUUAUGGCUCGAAAGAAUUCACCGACGAUUGUGUAUUCAACGAGAACAUGGAGCAGCACAACUACAACACCUAUUCAUCCACAUUCAAUUCGAAUGCGCGACGCGUCUACUACUUGGCGCUGAAUCGGCACGGCGAGCCGCGUAAACUGCAAAUACCGCCGACCCGCUCGCUUGGCAAACUAGCCACUUACACGAACGCCAUCACCGAAACGGUGGAUGAGGUACGCGUCGAACAGCUGAUAGCGAAGAAUUUCGGCGAGAAUCGCAUUAAGCACGGCAUACGCCAACUCUGUGAUACGGGCAAACCAUUGGUCGACCUGAUCGAUAGCAAACACUUCAAAGCGCUCCCCAAGUGCAAUCCAAAUUCUAGUAAUAACAAUAGUGGUAGCAAUAGUAAUAGUAAUAGUAGUAGCAAAAAGAGUAGCAGCAGCAGCAGAAGCAGCAGCGGCAGCGGAAGCAGCAGUAGUCCUGUAGUAGGUAGUGAUAGUGAUAGUCCUAGCGGUAGUAGUAGUAUUAGCGGCCAAUCAAUGAACAACGUUCCUGCUGCCAAUGAGAGAGGCGAGUCACAAAGCAGCACAGUCACAAAUAGCCAUAGCAAUCACAAUGGUCGUGGUGGCCAGCGGGGCGGAAAUGCGUCCAAUAGCUUGAGUAGUAGUAUUAGCAAUAGCUCGACGACGAGUAAUGGUGGCCAUACUAGCGGUAAUAGUAGUCAGAACGCGCUCAGCCAUCAGAAUCACAAUGGUGGUGAUGGCAAGAAGAAGAAGAAGCGGCGAAAGUGCCGACCGCACGAAAACGAGGAGGAGCAUAAUUGCCAAAGAAGCCCAUUAGCGCUGCGCAAGCGCGGCAAUAUUGCCAAUAAUAAGAAAUGUCGCGAGCAAUUGACGCUGCAGCGGCAGCAGAGAAGGCAGCUGAAAGCGAAGGGCGAAAAAGUACCCUUUAUGCCAUUACCAGCGGCAUGCAAGAAAAAGAAGAAUGGCGGCGGUGCCGGCGGUAAGAAAAAUCGCCAGAACCAAAAUCAGAAUGGUAACAACCGCAAUGGCGUUGGCGACGAUGACGCGGGCGCAAAUAACCGACGCGGCAAGAAGUUGAAUGCGAAUGCGCGGCAAGCAGGUGGCGUUGGUGACGGCGCGGAUAAUCGAAAUGGCGGCGCAAACCGCAAGAAAGGACGAAACGGUGGCGCGCAAGCGCAAAAGAAAUCGAAGAAGCAGACGCCAGCGAAAACUACAAGCACCACUACCACCAGCACUACGCAGGCGACCAGCAGCAGUACGGUUACGACUGCGGCAUCUACGACUACAACGCGCCAGAAUGCUGACAGCACAACAGUUGCGGCGGCGCUAUCAAUGCCACCCACCACCACUGAAUUGAGUAGCGCGGAAGUGGAGCAGAGCUUAGACCCGCGCGCUGAGGUGACAAGUGUGCGCGGCGAACGCGAGCGCGAACAACGCAAUGUGCGCUACACCAACUCGAUGGAGGACGAUGCGCGGCAAGCGAGCGCGGCGGCGGCGACGGCUGUGGCGGCUGAAAAUAGCAGUUCGCACGAAGAAUCCACAGAGGCGGAAGCCAGUGAGGAGGAGGAGCACAGUGAAGACGUUGUCGGCACACUUACUGGCGCGUCGGAUGAAGAGGACGCCGACGACGAUGGUGACGAAAUGUACGAUGAAAGUGAGGAGAGCGUGGCGGCGGCGCCGCCUGCUUCAUCGGCAGCUGCAACCGCCUCACUCGCAACGAGCGGUGGCAAAGCGGCGAUGGCGCGUGCGCAUAUACUCGGGGAUGCAGACGAUUUUCUAUACUACGAUCAAUUCGAUUUCCUACCAAUUGGUCUAUGGAAAUUACUUGCGUUGUACUGGCUGACACACUGGGCGCUACGGCGGCAGACGUAACGAAUAUUUGGCUAAAUUAUAAAUAACAAUUUGAAAAGCUAAAGUUGUAAACAUAAAGCAAUGAAAUUCUAAAUUUACACAUAACAUACAAACACGUCCAUAAGUAGCGCAAUUGUUUCCAUUGUAGUUGUAAUUGUAGUUGUAAUUGUAGUGCUAUUGUAAUAUUGUACCGAUUACCCGCUACCCAUUUGCCAUGUCACUUUGUCCAAGUAGGAUGCUGUACUCAUUGAUUUAAACACAUUUUAUGAAAUUAAAGUAAAUUAGUCAGCUCGGCAUUCGCCAAUAUUAGAAUUUGGAGAAAUUAAAAAAGAAAAUAAUCGAAAUCUCACAUCUUCACAAUAAAAGCUCGCACAUUUUCUGUUAAAUUUUCGUUAUAAACUUUUUUAAGUAAUUUCGAAAAGCACGAAAAUGCAAGCGAUGCUAACGGUGAAUUUAAGAAAUGAGCGUUUAAAUUUUAGCACCAAAAUUUACAUACACACGUUCUACUUACCAUAAGGUUCAUACAAAGAAGCUAACUAGUAAAUUCUACUAUAUAAAAUAUAUUAAUAAAUAGAAGUUAGAUUUAAACUAUAAUAAAAUAGCAUACAAAAUAAUUAUAAAUAUUAUAUUAUAUAUAUAUAAUAUAUUUAUGUUAUAAACUAUGAUGGUUCCUGCAUAAGCAAAAACAAAAAGUAAAUGUACCAUUACUUUAGUUUGCUACUUAGCCUUGGUUCGAUAGUUUUAAAGCAUUUUGUAAAUAUUUCACACACUCAUAUACACGUAUAUUUAGCAACAGUUAUGUAAGCUCUAAAUAGUUACUAAUUCUAAUAUUUCUAAUAAUUAGAGUAAAUUAAUUAUAAAAUCC